AGCUUUGGCAUAUAGAAGGGAGAAGGAACAACAUGCGUCGUUUUAACACAUUGUUCUUGUGUCUACUACCUGCACUCUCCGCCAAUCUCUUACGAGAUAUGCACACUUUAGUCCAAGUCCAAGUAGUCGAAUCUUGAAGCUCAAGUCGGGACGUCGGGUUAACUCACGCUGUUCCGUGCUCCUCAAUUGUUUCAGUAUUAAAUAAUCAGUAUUAAUGACAAUAAUAUAAUAUAGACGUGCAAAUACCUUUAUUUAAACACGAAUCACUCCGAAUAUCGUGACGAUAUAACGUAAAAAUCGCGGAAUAUACAUUCGUAAUAUACGUUCGGAAUUGCAUACAUACUUUCUUCCGCGGCAUAAACGUCAUUUAUAUAUAUAUAUGUAUAUAUAUAUAUAUAUAGUUCAUAGUGUUAAUUACAUAAAUAAUAUCUCUCAAUCUUCUGACGGAAUAAGUGUGUUCGCCGUUUUUCGUAUUAAUAAUAUCGGUCUGUCAUAAUGGUAUAUUGGUUACCGAAGAAACGUUUUGUGAUAAGUUUGUGGAAUUAAAUUUGAUCCAAGAAAGGACUUGCGACGAGAAAAUACUGUAAACGAAUAGCUACUAACAAUCAUGAAGUUGAAUGAUCCACUAGUAAUAGCAGCAGCAUUAGUACCAUUCGUCAUCCUUGAGAUUUGGUACAUUGGAAUAAAUUUAGUUUGGAGUAUGAAGGCAUCUGCAUUGUUAUAUCUCGUUUUAUUUGGGCUUUUGCCUGUAAUUUUUCAUUAUUCCUACACCAUUCAGAGAAAAAUACUAUUUUUAAAUUUUGUGCAAUGGCCAAUCAAAAUAGAAUUUUCCAAUCCAAAAUUAAUGGGAUUGGAAGGUGCUAGAAAUUUUUAUUUACACACUGAUCAACAAGUGAAAAUAGGUGUAUGGCAAAUAUUACCACGGUCUUUAUUAAAUAAUUCCAUUCCUGCAACAGAUGAAGCUUAUGAAGCAGUGUUAAAUAAUGCCAAACGGCCUGUGUUUCUAUAUAUGCAUGGAAACAGUGGUAAUAGAGCAAGUUCCCAUAGAGUUGAACUUUAUAAGCUUUUCCAAGACUUAGAUUAUCAUGUCAUAUGUUUUGAUUAUAGAAGUUAUGGAGAUAGUGAUGUGGUUGAGCUCUCGGAAGCAGGUGUAGUUAUGGAUAGUAAAUAUAUUUUUGAAUGGGUAAUGAAAAAAGUUAACGGUUCAGCUCCAGUUUUUGUCUGGGGUCACUCAUUAGGAACUGGAGUCUCUACACAUGUAUUAGCUCUGUUAGCAACUGAAAAUAUACAACCAACAGGAUUGUUUUUAGAAGCACCGUUUAACAACAUAGCGGAUGAAUUAACAGAACAUCCAUUCGCACAGAUAUUUAAACAUUUACCAUGGUUUCAUUGGAUGAUUGUUGAACCUUUUUAUAAAAAUAACUUACGAUUUGAGUCUGAUAAACAUAUUGCCAAAAUUAAUUGUCCUGUCAUAAUAUUACAUGCUGAAGAUGAUGGUGUAAUUCCAAUUCAUUUGGCAGAUAAGCUUUAUCAGGCAGCAAUGAAUAGUCAUGGAAAUGAUACAAAUCGUAUCCAAAUGAUAGUAAUAGACUCAUCCUAUGGAUUUGGACACAAGUAUAUCUGUAGAUACAAGGAAUUGCCCAGUAUAAUUGAGAAAUUUACUGCUAAAGCAUAUGGAAAUCAGACUGACUUAUCUGAAUAACCAAUUUAUAAUAGAAAACUGAAAUUAAAAUUUUUUUCUGUGUAAUGAUUCUUAGUAAGAAUUAUUUGAUUUUUAUGUGAGAAGCAAUGUGUUUUUAGAAUUAAGGUUUUUUUUUUUAGAAAUUGAAAAAUGAUAUACCUUGAAGUAUUAUCUUGAAGGAGGUAAAGUUUAGUUUUUAUGAAUAUUUUUCAUUUUUCUUAGGACACUUUCUCGUUAAAUUCUGAGUAUCUAUGUUGGUAUAUAUAAAUAAUAAUUGUGAUAAAUGUAAAUUGUACAUGUGUUAACACAUGUAAGUUUAAUCGAUGAGGCUGAAUCGGGAUCUAUCUGCAAUUUAAAUGCUACACGUAUCAAAAAUUUGAUGUUCGAUGUUCUUACUAUAAUUAUUACAUGUAUUAUGAUUAUUCCAAUGAAACUUUGAUCUGUGA
Linepithema humile (Argentine ant) is the source of this 2127-nucleotide messenger RNA. RefSeq names its product lysophosphatidylserine lipase ABHD12. Gene Ontology annotation, cellular component: endoplasmic reticulum membrane. Gene Ontology annotation, molecular function: phosphatidylcholine lysophospholipase A1 activity; monoacylglycerol lipase activity. NCBI's taxonomy places the organism in Eukaryota, Metazoa, Arthropoda, Insecta, Hymenoptera, Formicidae. Gene Ontology annotation, biological process: monoacylglycerol catabolic process; phosphatidylserine catabolic process. The record is from RefSeq and is a predicted model, not a curated record.